This is a messenger RNA of Galdieria sulphuraria, 1431 nucleotides long. Its product is annotated as 2-phosphoglycerate kinase-like protein. The transcript has a single exon. NCBI's taxonomy places the organism in Eukaryota, Rhodophyta, Bangiophyceae, Galdieriales, Galdieriaceae. The coding region runs from base 62 to 1042 and encodes 326 amino acids. The record is from RefSeq and is a predicted model, not a curated record.
UUCAUUUCUCUUUUCUUUCUUUGGAAAGAAACAGAAAGAAAUCAUCGUUCUUUCUUUCAUAAUGAUGCAAUCUCCAAAUGUUAGAAAUGUAGUAAAAGGAGUCUCUAGUCGUUAUGACUAUGUAAAAGUUCGUGUUUGGUUGGGUAGUCAAUAUUACUAUGUGUUGUCUCGUUUUUCGGUGUCUCAAAUAUUGAUGCUUUGUAGAGUUCCACAAAAGGAAGCACAAAAGAUAGCAUUGCGUUUAAAGAAACAGUUGAUUGACCAAGGCAUAUUGGAUAUUGAACAAGAACACUUGAACCAAUCACUCUUCCAAGUGGCACAAAGUUUUGGCAUUUCAGAAACCUCCUUUCAACUAUAUACCAAAGUGUUGCAGUUUUAUCAACUCCAAUUGCCUUCCAUAAUAGUUUUAUAUGGUGUUCACCAAGUAGCUAUGACUGAGAUUGCAGGAAGAGUUGCUGAACGACUGAAUAUUUACAACGUAUUGGAUACUGAUACAGUAUAUCACACUUGGCGCCUUAUGAAAGGUCAGGAAGAAUCAUUCGGUACAUCUUGUUGGGCUUAUACAGUUGGUCAGUUGAAGAAACAACUGUUGUUGAAUGAUGUGCAACAAAAUAGUUGGUUCAGUGCAUUGGAAGAAAACUUGUACAAAUCCUUUCGAGAAGGAAAGGCGUUGAUUAUCUAUGGCUUAUUUCUACAACCUAUUUCCAUUGCUGCUACGUUAGAAAAGUAUUCAGUCAAUGGAAAGAAACCUUAUUUUUUACAAUAUUGGAUCAACUCGGAGUUAUUGGAACCACAACUAGAAGAAGAGUUAACUAUUGAAGCAGAUUCCAAUAUCACAAAACAACUUUAUGAAGAGUUGCAUGAUAUUCAACUGGAAUACAAGAAGCAAGCCGAAAUGAAAGCCGUUCCUUGCUUAAGUAUAGAUAGUACCAAAGACUCGAUAUCUCAAGUGGUCGAGAAUAUCCACGAAGACUAUUUACGCUUGAUAGUUUCUCUUUCCCAAGAAGAGACAAAAAGGGAAGAGUCUCAAGUUGACACUUAAAGUGACCAAUUUCUUUGCAAAGACUGAAGUUGAUAUACGGGAUCUACCACGCUUCGGAGCCUUACACUACACUUGGAUUGAAUAUCUUCAACAGGAAUCUGAACUGGAGCUGCCCAUUCAAACAAGAUUUGUCCUUGUUUGACUCUUCCUUUCCAACCUUUGAUGGGACUCUUUCCACCUCCCAUGCGCUUUUCUGUUCUUUUGGUUACCGGUACGUUGGGCUCUACGUGGGUCCAUAGCUCUGCACGUUUUCCAGUAGCAUCUCUCAAUUUUCUUUGUAAUAAAAGCCUUAAAGCAUCUAUUUGACGCUUAUCCAUCCACUUUUCUUCCAAAGCACGAAAACCAAACACACCAAAACGAAGAUGAGUCGAAGACAUUGUUUGAUCGAA